GGUCUGACUGUAUCUGUUGAUGUUCUACAGCGAUGAUGAGAUUAUCUCCUGCUGAGGAACUGAAGAGGAACCUGACUGGAGUUGUUGGAGGAAACAUCACUCUGCCUGAUCCUCUGAUGGAGCGAGGAUUUAUUUUAGAUGCAGGGAAAGCCAACAUUCUUGCUUCUGUGAAAGAUGGAAAACUUGAGAUUCUAAACGACAAAUUCAAUAAUAAACUUCUCUGGAACAAAGACUCUGGACUCUUUACAAUCACAGACCUGCAGAAGAUCGACUCUGGAGUUUAUAAAAUUGAUGAUAUAAAAAGAAAGAUUUCUUUCUUUUAUUCUAUCUCAGUGUACGAUGCUGCUCCGACUCCUGCAGUAGAAACACGGACUGUGAGCUCUGACAGCUGCUGGUUGAUCUGUUCUGUGGACAAACCAACGUCUCUGAUGUGGUACAAAGAUGAAGAAAUCCAGAACCAGAGCAGUUCUGCUGUCUCUUUACCCAUCACUGUCUACAGGCAGGACAAAGACUCAUCAUACAGAUGUGUAGCAGCCAACCCUGCAGAAAACAAGACUUUUUCUGUUGAUGUGAGGAAAUUAUGUGGAUUCAACGAGACAGAAAGUGGUGAUGAAGAAAGAAUAUAUUGGAUCGCACCUCUGGUCUCAGUCGGGUUUGUCAUCAUUAUUGCUUUUGUAUUCUGUAUGAUCAAGCAGAGAUAUCUGGGCAAAAAGACAUCUGACAGACAAACACAAGGCAGAUCCCGCAAAAGAACCGGAAGUCCUAUAUACGCCAAUACUUAUUAAGGAUAAAAGACAGACUGAGGUACAGGAAGAGAAUAUUCCAGAGUCGUCAGGAACCAGUGAUCGGAACAAUCUGACAACGGUCUACGCCAAACUGGAGCAUCCCAACCCAGGCAGAGCCUAACAUAUAAUCGCUAUAACCCAUGGACUCUGUAACAGCUCAACGUAGAUUUAAGUCAAAAUUAACUGGUCUGUAAAUACUGGUCUGUUUGAACUAUAUAGUUGUACAUUUCCAUAGGAACGGAUUUCUCAUCCUAAAAUUUUCCUUUAAAAUAUAUAUGAUCCUGAAAUGUAUUUUCUAUGGUAUUUCCAUCACAUUUAUUCUGUUUAUUCAAGUGUUUAAAUAAAGAUCUGUUGCCUUGGAGUCAUGAAGAAGUUUGAUAUCUUUGAAGCAGACGUUUCUUCCAGGAGAUGUUCUACAUCUGGGUCAUAGCUGGAGCAGUCCUCCUUUAGAGAGCAAGGAAAAAGGAUUGAAGCGGAAGAAAUGGAAUCUUAUAAACACAUGUUCUGACUUAGCGAAAAUUGACCUGACAUGACUGAUCAGCUGCUUCCACUGAAUGCAGCAUUAGACUCACAUGUUUAUCUCAGCUUCUGUAUUUGGCACGGCUUCAGUUAGAGGGAGAGUCGUAGUUUGAUCCCAGCACCACAUGUUUCCUGCCUGGGUUACAGUCCAUAGUUUCCUCCUUAAAAUCUGUUUUAGGAAGUGAACUGCAGCAGAUACUGGAACUGCGCAGAUUUUCUUAAAGAAGCCUCUGAUUGUGAGGUUUAUAAGUUAGUUAAAUCACUGAGUGGCUUAGCACUGAAACACAUUAAUAACUGGUUGCCAGAGUGGUACACUCAGACCUCUUAGGCCUUAUGGUUCGAGUCUUCUCUGUAUACCCAGAACCAAACAUGGAGAAGCGACAUUUAGUUCCACUGAUCUGAAACAAACAACCUGAAAACUGUAAAAGUGCUAAUAUUUUAAAUUGAGAUUUAAAACCUAUUUAUUUAUUUCGCCUUUUUCUGUGCUAAUUAAACUUUUAACUGAAAAAUCA
Messenger RNA from Cyprinodon tularosa, 1816 nucleotides. RefSeq lists its product as uncharacterized. The transcript has 5 exons. Lineage: Eukaryota; Metazoa; Chordata; Actinopteri; Cyprinodontiformes; Cyprinodontidae. The record is from RefSeq and is a predicted model, not a curated record. The coding region runs from base 33 to 785 and encodes 250 amino acids.